Messenger RNA from Onychomys torridus (southern grasshopper mouse), 1025 nucleotides. RefSeq names its product zinc finger matrin-type 5 (gene Zmat5). The coding region runs from base 298 to 810 and encodes 170 amino acids. The transcript is spliced from 7 exons. Gene Ontology annotation, molecular function: zinc ion binding. NCBI's taxonomy places the organism in Eukaryota, Metazoa, Chordata, Mammalia, Rodentia, Cricetidae. Gene Ontology annotation, cellular component: U12-type spliceosomal complex. The record is from RefSeq and is a predicted model, not a curated record.
UUGACCAGACGUCCUGGGCCGAGUUCUGUGCUACUUCUCUACCCAGAAUAACGAGCUCUUCGUCCUAAAUCCGUGCUGUCAUCAUUUUCUGGCAUAGGGAGUGGCUAGUGAGGCGAGGGGACCCAGGCUUCCGUGCCUUCAUCUCGCCUCUGUGCCUCUGUCUUCUGUGAACCUACUCCAGGUGGGCAACUUUCUCCAUCAGCCUGCUUGGCUGCCUGACCCAUCCUGGAUGACUGUUUGUCUCCUCUUCUCUCCCAGUCCCUUCUUCCUGAGGGCCGGCAUUUGGUGGAGGCGGCCAUGGGGAAGCGGUACUUCUGUGAUUACUGUGACCGUUCCUUCCAGGACAACCUGCACAACCGAAAGAAGCAUCUCAAUGGGCUGCAGCACCUCAAGGCCAAGAAAGUGUGGUACGACAUGUUCCGAGAUGCAGCUGCCAUCCUGCUAGAUGAACAGAACAAGAGACCCUGCAGGAAAUUCCUGCUGACAGGCCAGUGCGACUUUGGCUCCAACUGCAGAUUUUCCCACAUGUCAGAACGAGAUCUGCAGGAACUGAGCAUCCAGGUGGAGGAGGAGAGGCGGGCCAGAGAAUGGCCCCUGGAGACUGCCGAGCUUCCUGAGGGCCACCUGGAGGACUGGCUGGAGAAGAGGGCUGAAAGGCUGAGCUCAGCCCCAAGUAGCAGGACCGAACCCAUCAGAGCCACUGUCUUCCAGUACCCCGUGGGAUGGCCGCCAAUGCAGGAGCUGCCCCCCUCCCUGCGGGCACCCCCUCCUGGAGGAUGGUCCCUACAGUCCAGAGUCCAGUGGGGCUGAGCUCUUCCCCUGAUUUCUCCGCCUGACUUCUCCUGGUCACCAGUCAUAGUAAAGACAGUUGCUCAACCUAGGAAGUGGAGCGGCCUUCCCGCUGUCCCCCUGGAGCCUCUGAGACCAUGAGCUUGGCCUCUCCCCCCACCCACCACCCCUCGGGGCAUAUCUUGAGAAAAUGGGUGAGAAACGUCCAAAUGUUUAUAAAGAAAGUCUAUCCUCGA